GAGAAAACCUCAAAUCCGGAGAACAUGGUUAGGAACGCCUUCAAUUCUCGGGGUUCUGGCCUUUUGGGGGCUUUUGUGGGAGGGAAUCCUGCAAUACUUUAAGACUAUAUCUUCCCCUCAACUCUCUCAGCAAACAAGUAUCUGCGCCCCACAAAUCAAAAGCUGUCAAUACCCUGUCUUUCCACUUACUGUCAUCAAUACUCACCAUGGCUUUGGGCACCUUCUGGAAGAAGUUGUCGAAGACACAACUCUCUGUCUUCAUACAAACCUUCAGUCUGAUUGCCAUAUUCUUUGAGGGAUAUGACCAGGGAGUUAUGGGAGGCGUCAAUGCCAGCCCCAAUUAUGUUGUGGAGGUUGGCAUUGGUCUCCCAGAUGGAACAGUCACAAAUACUACCCAUCAAGGGGGUAUCGUCUCCAUUUACUAUCUCGGCGCAAUCGUGGGCGCCUUCGUUGGUGGCUGGAUUGCAGACAGAAUUGGCCGUAUCAAUGGUGUCUUCCUAGCGGCAAUAUUCGCUCUUGCCGGUGGUGCUCUGCAGGCGGCUACUCAAUCCUCUGACUUCAUCUUGGUUGCUCGAGUGGUCACUGGACUUGGUACCGGCGCACUCACUGCGAUCGUCCCGGUGUACAUUGCAGAAGUCUCCUCAGCAGGUCAUCGUGGAGGCUUCCUUGGAUACGUGUUCAUUGCGAACUACCUAGGAAUUAGUGUUGCAUACUGGCUUGACUUUGGACUUUCCUUCGUCGAUAAUGGAACGUCGGUAGUCAGAUGGCGCUUCCUUCUGGCAUUUCAAUGCUUUCCAGCACUUCUGUUGUUGGCAGGUAUUAAAUUCCUGCCGGAUUCUCCCCGAUACCUGGCUUCUGUCGGGCGAUUCGAAGAUGCUAAAGAGGUCCUCGAGCACAUUCGAGGUAGCACCGGGCCCGAAGUCGAGAAGGAGUUCCUUGAGAUCUGUGCCGUUGCUGAAGGUACCCAGCCAAGCUCACCCGUACAAUUCGUCAAAGUUCUCCUUGGACGUGCGACCAAUGGAGCCCAUCUUGGGAGGCGAGCGUGGCUUUGCCUUUGGCUCCAAAUUAUGGCAUCCUGGACGGGUAUCACUGCCGUCACGGCAUAUUCUCCAGUCCUAUUGAAACAAGCAGGCUACAGCUCUAUUAAGCAAGCUGGUCUUGCUGGAGGCCUUAACACUAUCGGGAUAAUCGGUACCAUCAUCAGUGCUCAAAUUGUUGACAGAAUUGGGCGUAGACGCUGUCUGCUUGGAGGCGCAUUUGGUCUCUUCCUCGUCAAUCUCAUCGCAGCUUCGCUCUAUGAGGGGUCCGUCCACAACCCUUCAAAGGCAUCGUCCUUUGCUCCUGCGGCCGUCACCAUGUUGUUCCUUUUCAACCUCAUCUACGCCGCUACCUGGGGCACCGUCGCGUUUCUGAUCCCCACGGAAAUAUUCCCAUCGGAAAUGAGAGCACAAGGAAACGGGUUCGGCAUAACAGGAUGGGCCAUUGGCGUCGGCUGGACAGUCCUAGUCAACCCUAUCAUGUUCGCUCAUCUCAAAUCCCGAACGUACUUUCUCUUCGCAGGCCUGAACCUCCUCUGGAUUCCGAUUGUUUAUUUCUUCUACCCUGAGACGGCUGAUCGAUCAUUGGAGUCGAUUGAGGCAAUGUUCUCGUCGAAGAGCCCAUUUUAUUCCAAGAUGGAGCAGGCAUACAAAGCGGAGGGAGAUGUAUUGGCUGUGCGCCACUUGUCUUUCUCAAAUCCACCCCAGGCGGCCAGAAAUCUCGGUCAUGAGCAUAAUGAUGACUCCUUCGAACACUCUGAGAAAGCUUCCGACAAUGCUUAGACAUCACAAGGUGCAGUAAGAAUGUAGGAGAAAGACAGAGGAGCAGUCGUAAUGACGAGAAGGAAAGCUGUAUCUAUCCCAAUAAUUACCCACAUCGCUUCC
Molecule: messenger RNA, 1922 nt
Organism: Hyaloscypha bicolor E
Lineage: Eukaryota; Fungi; Ascomycota; Leotiomycetes; Helotiales; Hyaloscyphaceae
Product: putative MFS sugar transporter
Exons: 7
Coding region: 207-1820 (537 amino acids)
Biological process (GO): carbohydrate transport; transmembrane transport
Cellular component (GO): membrane
Molecular function (GO): carbohydrate:proton symporter activity
Source: RefSeq, a predicted model, not a curated record